GCGUCUGCAACAACCCCCCCCCAACUGAUAAAAAACAACCGCACGCAAAGAUUCCAGCCUUUAGUCUUCAGUCUUCUCCAGGUUCUCAUCAACACUGAGAUGGAGAUGGAACCGCAGUGGUCUCUGGGAUUUUUGUGAGGAGGCUUUUUACUUCUAAUUGUCUGAUCCAAGAAACGCGUCGCAUCAUAAGGACUAAAAGAAUAUCCUUCAUGUUGCUGAAGAGAAUGCUGACUCCUUGUUGAGGGUCAGAAAAUGAACACCUCCUCCUCUGGUGAACCUGCAGUCACCAUGUAUCAGCAGAGACCAGGAUAUGACCUCAAUGCCAGCUGUGACUGGCUGGCGUCACACUGCAACCUGUCAUCAGAGGACUCUGCGCUUCAGCUGCCCACCUUUUCCACGGCGGCUAAAGUCAGAGUGAUCAUUACUUUCAUCCUGUGUGGUAUAUCCACAUUCUGCAACUUGGCUGUGCUGUGGGCGGCCAACAGCCACAAGCGUAAAUCCCAUGUGCGAGUGCUGAUUAUCAACCUGACGGCAGCUGAUCUCUUGGUUACCUUCAUCGUGAUGCCAGUGGAUGCUGUGUGGAACAUCACAGUCCAGUGGCUGGCUGGAGACCUUGCCUGCAGAGUCCUGAUGUUCCUCAAGCUCCAAGCCAUGUACUCCUGUGCUUUUGUUACAGUGGUGAUUAGUCUGGACAGACAGUCAGCUAUCCUUAAUCCUCUGGCCAUCAGCAUGGCACGGAAAAGGAACAGGAUCAUGCUGAUGGUGGCAUGGACUAUGAGCACCUUAUUCUCAAUCCCUCAGAUGUUUAUUUUCCACAAUGUGACCAUCACCUAUCCAGCAAACUUUACUCAGUGCACCACCAGGGGGAGCUUCAUUACUCACUGGCAAGAAACCGCCUAUAACAUGUUCACGUUCUCCUGCCUCUUCUUGCUGCCGCUUGUCAUAAUGAUCAUCUGCUACACCAGGAUCUUCAUCCAGAUCUCCAAACGCAUGAAAAAAAAGAGCUUGUCCUCUGAUGAACCACAUUUACGCUGCUCAAAGAACAACAUCCCCAAAGCACGGAUGAGAACUUUAAAAAUGAGCAUCGUCAUAGUGAUCUGCUUCAUAGUUUGCUGGACUCCAUAUUAUCUCCUAGGUUUAUGGUAUUGGUUCUUUCCCGAUGACCUGGAGGGAAAAGUCUCUCACUCCCUCACCCAUAUCCUAUUUAUCUUUGGACUUUUCAACGCUUGCCUGGAUCCCAUCAUCUACGGGCUUUUCACAAUACGAUUCCGCAAAGGGUUGAGAAGCUGCUGCAAAGGUGCUGAAAAUUCAGAUAUGGACAAUAAUGCAAUGAUAAAAGACCCUCUGAGAUGUACUGGCGCUGCUUUUCCUCCCAAAAGAGGAAUGACCACUGGUGAAAACGACAGCGGUUCUGUCAAGGCUAAGUCAAAUUCUACUGAGAGCCAGAGCCUGACUGCAGAAGAUAACAACCCUGUCAUAUAAGCAGUGAAAGCAAAAACAUGAAGGAGAAAAAAAAGACUGCAAGCUGAAACUCAGCAUACUAUCAUCAAUCAUCUCCUCCUUUUUUUUUUUUUUCCAUGUUCGUCUUAUUAAAUGGACAUUCUUCUAUUACAGUCACAUAUAAAAUGCAUGUAUAAGAACAUGUUUACAUCAAGACAUAGUCAUUAUGUUACAGGCUUAAGGUGAACUUGUGUGUGUUGCUGUAAGGAUUGUACUGCAUUUUCACCAGGGACAGUUUACAAUAGACCAUAUUUGGAUCAGUUUUACUUCAUAUGUGCAAUAUACAUUUACUGUGCUUUGCAAAAAUCCAAAUGGAAAAAGAAAAAGAGGGUGAUUGUCAGGUUUCAGAG
Messenger RNA from Sphaeramia orbicularis (orbiculate cardinalfish), 1850 nucleotides. RefSeq names its product gonadotropin-releasing hormone II receptor-like. Gene Ontology annotation, molecular function: G protein-coupled receptor activity; protein-hormone receptor activity; peptide binding. Gene Ontology annotation, cellular component: plasma membrane. Gene Ontology annotation, biological process: cellular response to hormone stimulus; G protein-coupled receptor signaling pathway. The transcript is spliced from 4 exons. The coding region runs from base 253 to 1482 and encodes 409 amino acids. Lineage: Eukaryota; Metazoa; Chordata; Actinopteri; Kurtiformes; Apogonidae. The record is from RefSeq and is a predicted model, not a curated record.